Vidua macroura (Pin-tailed whydah) is the source of this 2922-nucleotide messenger RNA. RefSeq lists its product as uncharacterized. Gene Ontology annotation, molecular function: transcription cis-regulatory region binding; protein dimerization activity; nuclear receptor activity. NCBI's taxonomy places the organism in Eukaryota, Metazoa, Chordata, Aves, Passeriformes, Viduidae. Gene Ontology annotation, cellular component: aryl hydrocarbon receptor complex; nucleus. The record is from RefSeq and is a predicted model, not a curated record. Gene Ontology annotation, biological process: regulation of transcription by RNA polymerase II.
AUGUAGACCGGCAGGAAGAGGAAGAAGCCGGUGCCCAAAAGCCCCAAACCACCCCCCGCCUCCCGCUCCAAGGGCAUGAAGUCCAAUCCCUCCAAGCAGCACCAGGAGUGGCUGAACCAGGAGCUGAACAAGCUGAUGGGGCUGCUGCCCUUCCCCGAGGAUGUGCGCUCCAGGCUGGAUAAACUCUCCAUGAUCCGGCUGGCCGUGGGCUACCUGAAGGUGAAGAGCUACCUGAUGGCUACAGCUCCAAACGUUGGCAACUGCGUGAAUCAGCCCAGACCCCCAGGAGGGGACAGAUGGACGGAGCCGCAGGGUGACAGGGAGCUGUUUCCUGAGGGGGAGCUACUGCUGCAGGCACUCAAUGGAUUUGCCAUCGCCGUGACUGGAGACGGCUACAUCUUCUACAUCUCCCCUGCCGUGCGGGACUACUUGGGCUUCCACCAAUCGGAUCUCAUCUACCAGAGUGUGUACAAGACGAUCCAUGCGGGCGACAGGGCCGUCUUCCGCUGCCAGCUGCACAGGACCCCACUGCAUGCUGCUGAUACUUUUCCCCCUGAGCAGCCGCUGCUUGCCAGAUGCAGCGCCACGUCCAGCCCCCAGCACCUCCAUGCUGAGAAGCAAUCCUUGGUGGAGAGGAGCUUCACCUGCCGCUUCCGCUGCCUGCUGGAUAACUCCUCGGGAUUCUUGGCCUUGAAUUUCCAUGGGUGCCUGAAGUUCCUUCUUGGGCAGCAAAAGUCAGCAGCAGACAAGUUCCCAGUUGCUCUCUUUGCCAUUGCCACACUCCUCCAGCCUCUCUCCAUCCUGGAGCUCCAGACCAAAACACUGAUCUUCCAGACAAAGCACAAGCUGGACUUCACUCCCAUGGCCUGUGAUUCCCGGGGGAAGGUUGUCCUGGGAUACACGGAAGUGGAGCUGUGCAGGAGAGGGUCCGGAUUCCAGUUUGUUCAUGCGGCUGACAUGAUGCACUGCGCAGAGCACCACGUGAGAAUGAUGAAGACAGGGGAGAGCGGGCUGACGGUAUUCCGGCUGCUGACCAAGAGGAGCAGCUGGGUGUGGGUGCAGGCCAAUGCACGGCUGGUGUACAAACUGAUGCCCGACUGCAUCAUCGCCCGCCAGCGAGCCCUGUCGAAUGAAGAAGGGGAGGAACAUCUCCAGAAGAGAAACUUGCAGCUGCCUUUCAGCUUUGCCACAGGGGAAGCAGUCUUGUGUGGGAAUCACCUUCCUGGGUUCUUUGACUCGUUCCAAGCCAAGGAGGAGUUGCAAAUGCAAGCAAACUCCAAGUCAGAGCAGCGCUUGGUAGACCCCAACUCUCUCCUUGGGGCCAUGAUGAAGCAGGAUGCAUCCAUAUACAAUUCCCACGCUGAUAACGUGCCUCAGGUCUCCCUGCUAGCUCUCAUCCCUGAGCCUGAUGGGCUGACUCAGAAGGAGGAUGUCAGCAGGGCCAAGGAGGACAGCAACUCCCUCCUGGAGGUCAUCGAAACCCUCUUUGAGAAGAGUGAGGUGGAUGGAAACGUCUGGCAGACCCUAAAGGUGGACAGCACAGAGCUGCAGCAGUGGGAGGAGGCUCUGCUCAGCCUGGGGGUAGAGGAGGAGCCACUAGCUCAGGGGCUUGGCCAGAGGCCGGGCACCAAGGUGACAUCCUAUAUGGAGCAGAUGCUCCCCAGGGAGGGUGUUGGAAAGAGCCUGGACUUCCCACACUGCCAUGAGGAAAACAGUGCUAUGGCUCACUUCCAGCGCUGCUGGGCAGCUGGUUCAGCAUUCCCAGCACAGCCCCAUGCAGCGGGCACAUGGGGAGGCCAGGGGGCUGUGGGCUCCAUGGGCUCCGUAGCCUCCGUUACCUCUGAGGGCAGCUUUGCCCAGCCAGAGCAGCAGGUCCCGUUUAACCCAGCUGGGCCGGUGGCAGGGACUGUGCUGGCUGUUCCCAUCUCCAGCAGCAAAUCCUCUGGACUUCAGCUGGCAAACCAAGUGUUUCAGGCAGAAGCUACCCCCUCUGGUCCUGUAGAUAACACUCUUCCUACUGCUCAGAGCCAGCCUGGGUGCCAGCUGGUGGGCUCAAGCUGCUCACCCCCAUUGCACUCAAACACAUUGGUGACUCUGUGGCACAAUAAACUCCUCCAGGCAAACCCAGUCAGUUGCCCAUUGGAGGCUUUGCUGGCCAUAGUUCCAAAACAGCUGGAAGCGGCAGGAGCAUACGUAGAGUCCCAGACUCUGCCAGGUGGCAGUCCUGAGAAUUCCCCGGGGGCUGGGCUGUGGUGGCCACCCCCCUCCCAGUCUUUUCCUUGCCCUACCCAGGGCUUGCAUCAGUCCCUGUUCUCUGGGGAUGGGAAGCUUGAUGAUGUGGAGGCUGCUCUCCCUGCACCCUUAGGAGCCUGGCAGCUGCCAGGGCAUGGCGGCUUCCCCAAACAGCCCCUGGUAGCCCACGUAGACCCCAGCUUUUCCUGUGAGGGGGAGCAGGCAGUGCUCCGAGAGGACAAGGGGUUCUCACAGCUGUGGCUCCCACAGGCUGGGGCAGCUCCUCAGAGGAGCCAUGGGGCAGGGCCAGUGCACCACAGCGGACUCCUGCUGAACUCCAGCAUGGAUCCCAGCACCCACGAGAUGGACUGCAUUGUGCUGUCCAAGUGCCACUAUGGAAACAGCCUUUUUAGGCAUGAGAGCAACUUCCUGAGGGAUGCUGCUAAAGUAUCCCUUCCCCAGCAGCCAGGCACUUUGCUUUGCCCUGCUGAGAACCACCCUGGAGCACCUUCCUCCUCACCGGGCUCGGUUUCAAGGUGCUCAGCAGCUCUCCCUGUGAAGGUGGGUGCAGGAGCACCCCUGUGCUCCGGGCAGGGUCCUGGCUGCCCAUCAGUUCCCUUCUCAGCUGGGCAGCCCCUCGGUACCUGUGAGAUCCAGCUCAAGGUGAGGUGCGAGGGCUGUAGGACCUGA